Molecule: messenger RNA, 1725 nt
Organism: Triplophysa rosa
Lineage: Eukaryota; Metazoa; Chordata; Actinopteri; Cypriniformes; Nemacheilidae
Gene: pde6gb
Product: phosphodiesterase 6G, cGMP-specific, rod, gamma, paralog b
Exons: 4
Coding region: 183-446 (87 amino acids)
Biological process (GO): visual perception; positive regulation of epidermal growth factor receptor signaling pathway; positive regulation of G protein-coupled receptor signaling pathway
Cellular component (GO): photoreceptor outer segment membrane
Molecular function (GO): 3',5'-cyclic-nucleotide phosphodiesterase activity; cGMP binding
Source: RefSeq, a predicted model, not a curated record
UUGCUCCUAAUCUUCUGAGGGGGCAUAUAAAAGACUCAUCACCCCUCCACUGCUCCCACGGGAAGACCAGUGUGGACAUCCACUCAUUCACAGAGGAGGACCCAGUCAUCAGUUUGUCAAGCCAUCUUUACAUAAACUACAUCACGAGGAGUGAAGACAAAAACUACAAGUGACCCACAGCUAUGAAUCUUGAGCCACCCAAACCAGAGAUCAAGUCAGCCACCCGUGUCACCGGGGGCCCUGCGACACCACGCAAAGGACCACCAAAGUUCAAGCAGAGGCAGACCCGUCAGUUCAAGAGCAAGCCACCAAAGAAGGGUAUACAAGGUUUUGGAGAUGACAUCCCUGGCAUGGAAGGGUUAGGCACUGACAUCACUGUCAUUUGUCCCUGGGAGGCCUUUAACCAUCUGGAGCUUCACGAGUUGGCUCAGUAUGGCAUCAUCUGAGUCCUCCACCUUCCCAUCAUCCUCUGUACACAUUUAGACCUUUCCUGUCAUUUGCUCCAGACUUCAUGUCUUCACCGUUGUCAAUGGCUCCAAGAGGACCGUUCCCAUUUUCAUAACAAAAUGAAGAGCAACAUUUACAAAAAUGGAAAAACAAUGAAAAGUGUAAUCUAAAUAGGUGCCCUCUUGGUUUCUUUCCUUUCUGGCCUCUGUAAAACCUGUUUCUGUUUUCAUAGACACACUUCUAUAUCAUCUUCUCUUUUUCCAUCACGUGUUCUCUCUUUCUUGCGAAACACAAAAACAUGCAAGACAGCCUCUGAGCUAUACAUGCCCUGUCCCUGCUUCUCAUUUCACGUGCCUCGGUGUCACCUCUGACCAACAUCACCGAGUUUUUAAGAAAAGAUCAAAGUCCUGUAGAGAGUAGACAUUCUGCUGGAUGUCCUUUUGGCAGAGAUUCUGCAUUUAUAAUGAUCCCCAAAUCUCAUUGGACAGUGGAGAGUUUAUAUACAAGAAGCAAGGACACAUUCAUUUGAAGCUAAAACUCUUGGAUUCAGUAAGUUAUCUCUCAGAUAUGAUUGUAGGGUAGCUGUGUUGGGCUGUCAUCUCUUGUGUUUCUUUCAUCAUUUUGUGUUAUAGUUAUUUCAUCCUCCAUCAUCAUCAUCAUUCAGCAUCAUGUUAUUAUUUUGUCCCUCUUUAGUACUUAAGUAUAGAGUCAUGUAGUGGUAUAAUUUCAUUUACAUUUGUAUGUUUUAUUGUAUGUUUUUUAUUUGAUGUAUUAAUUAUACUGUAGCACCGACAAUUUUAUUCUAAAAAUCUUUAUUUUCUAUUACUGAUUCUAUCCUUUUCACUUUUGUUUGUUGAUAUUUGCUUGUGUUUUAUGCAUGCUUUUUAGAGAACACCAUUUAUUGUUUAAGGUACUUUGUUCAUUCCAUCAGUUUAUCCAUCAGUUUAGUCAUAGUUAGGAUUUCAUCUAUGUUAAUGAAUUGUAGCAUUCUAGUAGCCCAUUUCUACCACAGUCAGCUCCACAACCAAAAUAAAUCAUAUAAUUCCAAGAAUAAAAGAUAUUUUGCGCAAGCAUGUUCAUUUUCACACAGACACUUUACAUGCACUUUUGUGUGUUCUUUUAAAAUCUCAAGCUCGAGUUAACAUUUUGGCCUGUAUUUUGUAGCGAGGGGAUUCAGACUCACACCCUGUGUACCACAUUUUAUGGUGGACUCCUGACAACAUCACGUUUUCUCUCUACAGGGUGAGAUCAAAAUAAAUUUUGAAAAAAGUGAGAAAA